Molecule: messenger RNA, 1440 nt
Organism: Zingiber officinale
Lineage: Eukaryota; Viridiplantae; Streptophyta; Magnoliopsida; Zingiberales; Zingiberaceae
Product: protein phosphatase methylesterase 1-like
Exons: 13
Coding region: 101-1165 (354 amino acids)
Biological process (GO): protein demethylation
Molecular function (GO): protein methylesterase activity
Source: RefSeq, a predicted model, not a curated record
AAACCUUUGACAUCGUUGUCGACGUUUUCCUUUUCUUUUUCCUCCAAAACACGGUCUGUAUCGGUAUAUCGUCGCCACCGGCGUCGAGCUUGGGACAAUCAUGGAAUCUCCUUCAAACCUCUCCGCCCUGGAAGAAGAAACAGAGGAAGUGGAGACCGACGAUGGUAGAGAAGGAGAAGACAAACUCGGAGGCCAAUCCGUUUUUUCUCCCGCGUCGAUCCCUCCUCGUCCUGCAUCGCAGAGUUUUCUGAAAAAGUAUGCACCAUUGCAAUGGUCAGAUUAUUUUGAUAAAGAAGAUGAUGUGAGAGUUCCUGGUUCAGACAACAUAUUUCAUGUCUAUAUGGCUGGGUCUGGUGGGCCAGUUGUGUUUUGCCUACAUGGGGGUGGCUAUUCUGGGCUUUCUUUUGCCUUGUCAGCGGGAAAGAUAAAGGACAAAUCAAGGGUGCUAGCUAUGGACUUUCGAGGACAUGGAAAAUCAGUUACUGACGAUGAUCUAGACUUAUCUAUUGAAACUUUAUGCAAUGAUGUAUUGGCUGUUUUGAAGACAUUGUAUGGAGACUCUCCCCCAGCAGUUAUACUUGUUGGUCACAGCAUGGGAGGUUCAGUGGCUGUGCAUGUAGCUGCAAAGAAAGUUCUGCCUAAUCUAUGUGGUCUUGUUGUCAUCGACGUUGUUGAGGGAACAGCCAUGGCAUCUUUGGUCCAUAUGCAAAAAAUCCUUUCGAGCAGAAUGCAAUACUUCCCAUCAGUAGAAAAAGCAAUUGAAUGGAGUGUUAAAGGAGGACCCUUGAGAAAUGUUGAAUCUGCUCGCGUAUCUAUUCCAUCAACACUUGAAUAUGACAAUUCAAAGAAAUGUUAUGCAUACCGAACUCCGCUUGAGAAAACAGAGAAAUAUUGGAAAGGCUGGUAUGAGGGCCUCUCAGAAAUGUUCUUAUCAUGUCCAGUACCAAAGUUGUUGCUGUUAGCUGGAACAGACAGAUUAGACAGAUCUCUUACUAUUGGGCAAAUGCAAGGCAAGUUUCAAAUGGUUGUCGUGCGACACACUGGACAUGCAAUACAGGAAGAUGUACCAGAUGAAUUUGCAUCACUUAUAAUUAAUUUUAUAUCUCGUAACCGAAUUGGGCCAAAUGGUGUUGAGAUUCCAGGACUAUUCAAACGAACACAGUAGAGACGAACUGUUGAAAAGAUGUUGGAAAGCAAAACUAAGGAUUCUCAACUAACGGAAAACAAGCAAGCUUGUUUUAUAUAUGCUGCAGUUUUUUGUUUUUUCUACUUUAUUUAUUUAUAUUAAAACUCUAGUGCGUGAGUUACAUAAUAAAUCAAAUAUGUGAAUCUCUGGGCUUUGAUCAUCCUUUCUUGUACACUUGUUUUAUUAGGCUUUCCGCACAACGUUUGUUGCGAAUAGAAUUAGCCUGAAGUAAUUCUCGUGGUUCAUGGAAUGAA